This is a messenger RNA of Glycine soja, 1060 nucleotides long. Its product is annotated as aquaporin TIP1-3-like. Gene Ontology annotation, cellular component: membrane. Gene Ontology annotation, biological process: transmembrane transport; water transport. Lineage: Eukaryota; Viridiplantae; Streptophyta; Magnoliopsida; Fabales; Fabaceae. The record is from RefSeq and is a predicted model, not a curated record. The transcript is spliced from 3 exons. Gene Ontology annotation, molecular function: water channel activity. Bases 84 to 842 code for a protein of 252 amino acids.
AAGUUCCUAACAACGACUUAAGGCAUUCUCUCUUCUAUUCUAUUCUAAACUCGAAACAAUCUUAGAGAAAGAAGCAGAAGAAAAUGCCGAUUUCUAGAAUUGCCAUUGGAAAUUCUUCGGAGUUGAACCAAUCUGAUGCACUUAAGGCUGCACUAGCUGAGUUCAUCUCAAUGCUCAUCUUUGUUUUUGCCGGGGAAGGCUCUGGAAUGGCUUAUAAUAAGCUGACAAACAAUGGUUCAGCAACACCAGCAGGGUUAGUGGCAGCAUCACUGUCACAUGCCUUUGCACUUUUUGUUGCGGUCUCUGUUGGAGCCAACAUUUCUGGCGGUCAUGUAAACCCUGCUGUCACUUUCGGUGCCUUUGUUGGUGGCCACAUUACCCUCUUUAGAAGCAUCUUGUACUGGAUUGCUCAGUUACUCGGCUCUGUCGUUGCUUGCUUGCUCCUUAAAUUUGCCACUGGUGGACUGGAAACAUCUGCAUUUGCACUAUCUCCUGGGGUGGAAGCAGGGAACGCUCUAGUGUUUGAGAUUGUGAUGACUUUUGGGUUGGUUUACACGGUGUACGCAACUGCAGUGGAUCCAAAGAAGGGUGAUCUUGGGAUAAUUGCUCCAAUUGCAAUUGGUUUCAUCGUUGGUGCGAACAUCUUGGCGGGGGGUGCAUUUGAUGGUGCAUCCAUGAACCCUGCAGUGUCGUUUGGGCCUGCUGUUGUCAGUUGGACCUGGUCUAACCACUGGGUUUAUUGGGUCGGCCCAUUUGCUGGUGCUGCCAUUGCUGCUGUUGUCUACGAGAUUUUCUUCAUUAGCCCAAACACUCAUGAACAGCUCCCCGUCACAGAUUAUUAGAGCUUAACUCUCUGCCUUCCUUUGUUGUCACUGCUCUGUGUUUUUUUGUUUUGCAUUUGCUUGUUUUCAAAUGUUGGUUCUCUGAACUUUGUAACAUGAACAUCUUUUUCUUUUUUUUUUCAUUAUGAAAUGUUCAUUUCAUCUAAACUAGAAUUAUUGUGUUAGCCAAGCUUCAUUGCAAGUUAAAUUUAAUCAUUCGUGAGAAGAGAAUUGCUGGA